Messenger RNA from Durusdinium trenchii, 726 nucleotides. NCBI's taxonomy places the organism in Eukaryota, Dinophyceae, Suessiales, Symbiodiniaceae. The record is from the annotation of a GenBank genome assembly.
AUGAGUGAGUUGAAAUCUCCGCCGUCGCAGGGACAGAAGCACAUCGGCAAUCGCUUGCACUACAAGUUUACUCGGCUUUGUACUUUCUACCAAUCUGGUACUUGCUCUCGAGGCUUGAACUGCUCAUUUGCUCAUAGUCGGGAUGGCCUACGUCAACAGCCGGACUUCUUCAAGACGCGGCUGUGCGAAGACUUUCGGCGGGGCAGUUGCACUGCAGGUCCCAACUGCAACUUUGCCCAUGGGAGCGAAGAGAUGAAGAGAGUGGCGCACGAAAGGCGCCACCUGCGAAAGGAACCGAACCAGCUGCCCUUGGACGUGCGCCCAGGUGGCGCUUCAGGCUUUGGAGGCGACUAUGUGGAGCCCCAGGUGAUCCGAAGGGAAAAGUCGAGUUCCUCCAACAAAGUGAGCAAGGUCGAUCAGACGGAGGCCAUACCGGAGGAGUGCCAAGACCUCUCUAAUGUGGCACCGGAUGCGAGCCUGGGCCAGGCCGUCCGGGUGCCCAACCGAGUGAACGGUGACCUGGGCCCUCGGUUCGCGUCCGAUCGCAGCAGCUUCGUGCCGUUCACCCAGCAGCCGGCCGACGUCCCUGACGUUUACGACCCGACCCGCGUCGCGACGAAGGCGAGGUUCCUGGUUCCAGCUCCUUGGCCCGGGGGUUUUGGGAUGCCAGACGAUGCCAGAGAGGAGUUGUUGGAUGCCGGAGCUCAAGAAGGCUACUGGCUUUAA